This is a messenger RNA of Mixia osmundae IAM 14324, 396 nucleotides long. RefSeq lists its product as uncharacterized. The record is from RefSeq and is a predicted model, not a curated record. Gene Ontology annotation, biological process: protein folding in endoplasmic reticulum. The transcript is spliced from 3 exons. Gene Ontology annotation, cellular component: EMC complex. NCBI's taxonomy places the organism in Eukaryota, Fungi, Basidiomycota, Mixiomycetes, Mixiales, Mixiaceae. The coding region runs from base 1 to 396 and encodes 131 amino acids.
AUGAGGAAAGAAUUGAGUAUACUGCAAGGCAUAGGCAGAGUCUCACUCUUCUUUGGCAGUCUCAUCUUCUUCCAUGCUGCCUACUCGACCUGGGAAGCUCGAGUCCUGUCGGCGGAUCCAGAGCUAAGCCGGGGUUCUCUGCCCAAAGACAUCUUCCCCGAAGUGAUUGCUUCGUUUACCUUGCUCGCACUCGGCGUCGUCUUUACUGCCACUCCGCUCAAGGAGAUCUCGUGGGUUUCAGAGUACAGGCACCGUAACAUCGAUCAGAUCGAUGCCAGAGUGGGUUUCAUGGAUCUACACCACCGAGGGAAACUCUUCUUUGGCGAUGGCGUGCCUGUGAAGAGUGCGCCUACCAUCACUUUGACGGGCGAAAGUGGAGAGGUCAAGGUAGAGUAG